CAAGCAAUGGCCCCGCGGCCCCGCCCUUCGAGUUCUCCGGCGUCACAAUCCCCCCAAGACUCAAGAGCAUUGGCAGACAGCUGAGCCAGCUGGGCAACGACUUUCUUACCACGCAGCCAGACCAGGAGCCCAAGUCACAGCCCAGAGGGGACGGGAAAGCCCCAGAUAUACCAGGCAUGGGCGAUGAUCCCAUCCUCUGCCCGUAUUGCGACAAGCCGCUGCCUCCCAGCCUCUUUGCCCAGGUCGCGGAGCACUCACAUCGUCACCAGACACUGGGUCCGUCUCGGCCCUCUUCAGUUCCAUCGUCUGCCGUAUCCGCCAAACUAGGACCCACGCCUGGGCAUAAAAGUGCGGACAAGACUACGUCAGAUGCUUUGAGUGCAACAGUAAGGAAUGGUGAUGCAGCGAAUCACUCUGCAGUCGUUAAUACCAUCUCGCCUGCAGACAUUGCUAGGUGGUCGUCCCUUGCGGGUAUUUCCAUCACCAUGCCGGAGCCAUCAGGGCCGUCACAAGGUAUUCACAAAGCCAAAGAUGCAGACGCAAAGCCGUUUCCAAUGAUACCGCCCCCGCCUCCGCCUAACAAGCUCACCCGACCUCCUCCUGCUUCGCGACACAACUCUGCUGAUUCCGGAUCGAGGUUUGGGUUUUUCCGAAGAGAUUCCAAAAGAGAAGACGAUAGUGACGGAGAGGGUGAGGAUAGAGGAAGCGGUUAUGCAAAACUGGGCGCGGGUGGGAGUGACGACGAGGAAGAAGUGACGUCUGGCAAGAAAGAGCAGCAUGAUGGUGUCAACGAGGGAGAUGACGAUGCCAAAGUGGAAGACAACGCUAGCCUUGACCUCGGAGAUCAAGACAAGAACGGACAGGUUGAGGAUGAAGGACGGCCUGAAUCCACGGCUAAAGACCCCGGAGAAGUUUCGAGCGUUGACUCUAACAGCGACUUGAAAAACGUGAUGCAAGAGAUUCUUACCAAGGUGAAUCAAAUGACCGCAUCCCAUAAUCAACUCCUCGACUCCCAUUCUUCCUUGCUCACGUCCCUCAAAAUUGCCCGUUCAAAUCUGGCAAUGGCGGAAGCAAACUCUGAAAUGCUCGAAGAACAAUUGAAACGGCAGCCCUCUACCUCCAGCGCCCGAGUAGUCUCGGGCCCUGCUGCAAGUCCAGUGACAUCAAACUUUACACACGCAAGUCGUCCGUCUAGCCCCAUGCCUGGCAACAUAUCAGACCAACGGGCACGACCGUCAAGCUUAAAUCUGACGUCAUUGCCCACCAAUUCCGCUCCAUCUUCAGCUGCGCCCGAAAGCAGCAAGUCAUGGUUCUGGUCCAAUAACAAGAAAAGACCCAACGAAGCCCCUGUUACAGGCGGCAGAACGAGCGGGGAGUAUUUGAAGGGACUGACAAGCCCACCUAUGGCUGUGCCGUACGGUGGAGCACUGCCUGAGGGGAGGCCUAUGCCAGCUAGAUCGGCCACACAUUCUGGUCAGUUGGCUACUGGAGUCAGUAAAUCGCUUGGCGCGGAUAGCAUUCUCUCCAAACAAUCAUCUACUCGCCCUAGUACACCUACCCAAACACCGGGGCCUGUACCCGUCUCGAAUGCGGAACUUGCCUCCCUUCGCACUGCCUACUCGUCUGCCCUAUCCAAGCUCUCUUCUUUGACCGCUGAGCUCACUGAUUUGAAGCGCACCAACUCUGCCAUGGAGGCUGAGCUUGAGUCUCUUUCCCAAGCACUGUUUGAAGAAGCCAACAAGAUGGUGGCGGAUGAGAGAAAGAGGCGGGCAGAGAUGGAGGAGAAUCUGAAGGAGGUUAGAGAGGAGAGAGAAGCAUUGAAAGAGACCGUUAAAGUGCUGGGAGGGAAGGUGAGCCCGCCCAAUGAAGAUGCGGAUGCCAAGCCACCAAAGAAAAACGAGCCAGAAGAAGUGGAGGAGGAGAACAUCAUCCCCAGAGACCUUGAUAAACACUAUGCCGCUCUUCGCAAGUCCAUUCACAACGUUGCCUCCCCUCCCAUCUCGCCACCCGCCGACGCAUCCCGCCUUCCGGCUACCUUUGAACUGCCUGAAUCGGGUCUUGCUUCGCGUGCAUCCCCAGAGGAAGUGGGUAGGCCGUUGUCAGUCAGUUUGCCUGACGAAAGUAACCCCUGGGCGUCUUCGGCGAAUUCUGCCGCAGCAGCAGCAGCAGCAGCACCGGUUGGUCUUGGACUAGGUGUUGAUGAAGAAGGAAGCGUACCAACAGAGUUUAGAUUAAGCGUAGUAACGCCUAGUCCCAGGAAGGAAAAGACAGGGGAAGGUUUGGAAUCCGGGGCUGGAUUGAGUUGAACCGGGGAUAAUUAGCGUAUAUACAUUAUAAUCCGAGUAGUUCAUGGUAGAUGUACAUAUAAUGAGUAGCUUCGUUAAAUGGGAA
Messenger RNA from Cryptococcus deneoformans JEC21, 2391 nucleotides. RefSeq lists its product as hypothetical. The coding region runs from base 177 to 2306 and encodes 709 amino acids. Lineage: Eukaryota; Fungi; Basidiomycota; Tremellomycetes; Tremellales; Cryptococcaceae. Gene Ontology annotation, cellular component: cell tip; Golgi to plasma membrane transport vesicle. Gene Ontology annotation, biological process: exocytosis. The transcript is spliced from 2 exons. Gene Ontology annotation, molecular function: guanyl-nucleotide exchange factor activity. The record is from RefSeq and is a predicted model, not a curated record.